Messenger RNA from Elaeis guineensis (African oil palm), 1332 nucleotides. Its product is annotated as NAC domain-containing protein 48. The record is from RefSeq and is a predicted model, not a curated record. Gene Ontology annotation, biological process: regulation of DNA-templated transcription. Gene Ontology annotation, molecular function: DNA binding. NCBI's taxonomy places the organism in Eukaryota, Viridiplantae, Streptophyta, Magnoliopsida, Arecales, Arecaceae.
CUCUUGGUUUUCAAGUUUCAAGCUUUAUCCUCCCACCACUCGCAAUAAAGAGGGCAACAAGAGAGCAUAGAUCGGACGGCGAGGAGGGAAAGAGAAGGAGAGAUGAACGCCCGAGAUCUGCAGCUGCCACCGGGGUUCCGCUUCCAUCCAACGGACGAGGAGCUCGUGACGCACUACCUCUGCCGGAAAUGCGCCGCCCUGCCCCUCGCCGUGCCCAUCAUCGCCGACAUCGACCUCUAUAAGUUCGACCCCUGGCAGCUCCCUGAGAUGGCUUUGUACGGGGAGAAAGAGUGGUAUUUCUUCUCGCCGAGGGAUAGAAAGUAUCCGAACGGGUCGAGGCCGAACCGGGCGGCCGGGUCGGGGUACUGGAAGGCGACCGGGGCGGACAAGCCGAUCGGGACGCCCAAGCCGGUGGCGAUAAAGAAGGCAUUGGUUUUCUACACGGGGAAGGCGCCCAAAGGAUUGAAGACCAACUGGAUCAUGCACGAGUACCGGCUCGCCGACGUCGACCGCUCCGCCCGCAGGAGCAACAGCCUCCGGCUGGACGAUUCGGUCCUGUGCCGGAUCUACAACAAGAAAGGCGGCGCGGAGAAGGCGACGGGGUCGGACAGGAAGGCGGCCGGUUGGAGGAUGGCCGGGCGACCGGAGCCGGAGCGGAAGCCGGUGUUCGCCCAGCACGUGCCGGAGAUGGUGUACUUUGACACAGCGGACUCGAUGCCGAGGCUGCACACGGACUCGAGCUGCUCCGAGCGCGUGCUGUCCCCGGAGGUCACGUGGGAGAGGGAGGUCCAGAGCCAGCCCCGGGCGGUGCGGAGCCAGUGGGAGAAGGCCCUCGAGGUUCCGCUCAUCAACGAGGGUCCGACUGCCUCGGCCAGUGGGAUCGGGUUCUUCCCCCAGCUCGAACCGGGAUCGCUUGAACCAGGGUUCAGAGACCCGCUCCAGGACAUCCUCAUGUACCUGGGCAAGCCCUUCUGAACCGGCACAUGACGGAGUACGCACUGGUAAUGUACGCGGUGGUGAUGGAGUCUAUGUGUUGACUCGGGGUGACUCAGGCGAGCCGCCGUGGAAUCGGAGGAGGGCGUGCGACUGUUGGAUGGUGAUCAGAUGGAGAUGAUGUGGCGGCGAUGAGACCGCGUGGCUCCGAGUCGUGGGUUGGUGUAGGUGGGUGCCUGGGUUUAAGGAUGUGUCUGUAUGCAUAAUUGUUGGUUAGUGUAAGAGGCGGGUGAAAUGCUCUUGCCGUUUGUAAAGAAAAUUUUUGUGUAGUUGGGCUUCUAUAAGUGCUGUGAAGUAUAAAUUAUUAUUAUUAAAGUAUACAUGCGACUGUUCCGAUAA